This is a messenger RNA of Acipenser ruthenus (sterlet), 3787 nucleotides long. RefSeq names its product trichohyalin-like. Bases 300 to 2669 code for a protein of 789 amino acids. The record is from RefSeq and is a predicted model, not a curated record. The transcript has 3 exons. NCBI's taxonomy places the organism in Eukaryota, Metazoa, Chordata, Actinopteri, Acipenseriformes, Acipenseridae. Gene Ontology annotation, molecular function: GTP binding.
GCUGGCCGGUGCUGUAUCACAUUUCUAUUGGUUCUAGUCCCUGUUGUUUAAAUAUCAUUCUUAUAUUAUCCGCGCAUUACAAUUUGAAGAAGCCUCGCCAGCGCAUUUGAUCCAAUCCGUUCUCAUGUCGGUACAGCAGCAAUCCCUUCAUAUUAACAGAUCCUCAGCGGUUGGUUUGAUCCGCUUCUGUGCCGGUGUUGUAACACCUGGCUGCGGCUUAUCCUGACGUCACGUCCCAGAGACACGCCCCCUGCUUCCUUGCCGUUUGAAAAGCCUCGUCAAAGCGCCGCUGUAGAGAGAUGGCAGCUGCGGGUUUUGAACCCGGUGCCGGGCGGGGAAUCAUGGCUGCAGAACAAGAGUCUGAAGAAACUGUUUCUCAAGAGCUGCACAGCGCCUCUGAGCUGAGGAUCGUGCUGCUUGGGGGAUGGAGAGAUGAGAAGAGUUCAUCAGGAAACACCAUCCUGGACAGAGAGGAGUUCAGAUCUGGAUUCAGCUUCUGUGCUGUAACGAGGGAGUGUGUGAAGAGAACAGGAGAAGUUUCUGGGAGACUGGUCACUGUGGUCGACACUCCACACUUGUUAGACACAGACCAGGUUGAGAUUGAGAGAUGUGUUUCUCUGUCUGCCCCGGGACCCCACGCUUUCCUCCUGGUGAUACCCGUGUAUGAAAAAGAAGUGAUUGACACUUACCGUGAGUCUAUAGUAGAACAGGAUUGCAAAUCCUUUUAUAAAGUGCAGGAGCUGUUUGGUGAGAGAGCUGUGAGGAACACAAUGAUCCUUUUCACCUACAGGGAUGAUCUGAGAGGCAGGACGAUUGAGCAGCACAUUGAGGAAGCUGGUGAGGAGCUCCAGCAGCUUGUUGAGAAAUGUGGGAACAGGUAUCAUGUUCUCAACAAUGAGGACAGGAGCGAUCGCACUCAGGUCACACAGCUCCUGGACAAGAUAGACAACAUGGUGAAGGGAAGUGGAGGCUGCUACCUCCCAAAUGAGAUUUACCAGGAGGUAGACGAAAGGAUUAGACUAAAGGAACAGGAACUGAAUGAGAAACACAAAGAGGAACUGAGCAGGAAAGAAGAGGAGAUGAAACAGAAAUAUGAGGAGGAACAGAGGAGGAGAGAAGAGGAGAUGAAACAGAAAUAUGAGGAGGAACAGAGGAGGAGAGAAGAGGAGAUGAAACAGAAAUAUGAGGAGGAACAGAGGAGGAGAGAAGAUGAGCUGAUGGAGAAGUUCAGGAAGCAAAUGAAGGAGGAGGAGCUGGAGAAAGAGGCAGAAGAAUCCAAGCUGCCUGUCAGGAGAAGGAACAGCAUGGAAGGACAUCGUCCCAACUUGUCUGGAGGUGAAGGAGAGGCUCCCCUUGCAGAUACCCAAGCGCCUCCCAGCCCCCCUGAGCUGAGGAUGGUGCUGCUUGGGAAGACUGGGGCUGGGAAGAGUGCAGCAGGAAACACCAUCCUGGGCAGAGAGGAGUUCAGAUCUGAAGCCAGCUCCUCUGCAGUAACGAGGGAGUGUGAGAAGAGAAAAGGACAAGUGGCUGGGAGACGUGUUGCUGUGAUCGACACUCCAGAGCUCUCUCAGGACAAACUCCAGAUUAGGAGCUGUGUUUCUCUGUCUGCCCCGGGACCCCACGCUUUCCUCCUGGUGAUACCUGUGGGCCGAUUCACAGAGGAAGAGAGGAGAGCAGUGGAGACAGUCCAGGAGAUAUUCAGUGAGGAUGCUGUGAGGAGGUACAUGAUGCUUCUUUUCACACACAGUGACAAACUGAAAGGCAAGACCAUUGAGGAUUAUAUUCAGACAGGCAGCAAGGAGCUCCAGCAGCUUGUUGAGAAAUGUGGGAGCAGGUAUCAUGUUCUCAACACUGAGGACAGGAGCGAUCACACUCAGGUCACACAGCUCCUGGACAAGAUAGACAACAUGGUGAAGGGAAACAACGGCAGCUACUACACCAGUGAGAUGUACCAGCAAGCAGAAGCAAAGAUCAGACAAAGACAAGAGGAGAUACUGAAGGAGAAGGAAGAGACGAUAUUGAGGGAGGAAGAUGAACUGAGGGCAAAGCACCUGAUAGAACUGGAGAACACGAAAAGGAAGAUGAGAUUGGAAAUCCAGAAACGAGACGAAAAGAUCAGAGAGCUGGAGGAGAGGAUAAGAGAGCUGGAGGAAGAGCUGAGGAAAGAACAGGGAGAGAAUCACAGGAUCAAACUGGAGGAAGAGCUGAGGAGAAAGAGAGAGGAGAGAGAAAGGGCGGAGCGAGAGAAGGAGGAUUGCAUGGAGAAGGGGGAGAGAGAGAGGGGAGAGUACGAAGAGAAACACAGGAGAGAGAUGGAGGAAGUCAGGCAGCGCUACGAGGAAAUCAUUAGAGGUGAAGCAGAGAGAGCCAACGAGUUUAUAAGCACAUAUGAAAAGCCAGCUGAAGCGAGAGGAGAAAGGGCAGCAGAGAGGUCCAGCCAGCUUGUGAAGCACUAUGUGAAGCCAGCAGCAGUAUUACUGGGAGGAGUGGCAGGGGCACUGCUAGGGGCAGCAGGAGGAGCUCUGAGGGGUCCAUUGGGAGCUGCAGCAGGAGCUGCUAUUGGAUCUGUAGCAGGAGCACAAGUAGGAUCUGUGAUAGGAGGAGCAGCCAGGGCAGGAGUAGCAGAGAGCUCAGACACACACACACACAGAAGCAGAGAGCUCAAAUAAACUCCUAACCUCACCCCCCGUGCCACUCCAGGGCUCACAGCUGACAGAAAGAAAUGUGUGGGAGGUACCCCCGAGUCACAUGACGACACGACAUUUCCUGUCUGGGUGACAUUAAAAGCCAGCUGUCUUUCUUGACUAAAGAGACAUCCAAGUGUUCUCGUAGUCCUCGCCCUUUUUAUGCGAUUAGGAAAAGCUUCAUCAAGCAGCUCAUUAUAAUGACAUGUUGUUAAAUAUGAUUGUGUUUGUCUCCACGGCUGUAUAUCCAGAGCCUUGCUUUCUACAGCACAGUGUCAGGUUUGAGGAGAGCACUGUGAGCCUCUUGCGAAGCUGUAACGCGCUGGGAAAUGCACACUUUAUCAAUGGAUUUGAAUCAAUGUCUAGAAACCACUGCGAGCUGGUGAAUGGAAAAUCUCUCUACAGAAUCACAGUGACAGAUGAACGGCUGUGAAUCUAGGAGGCAGUGCGGUCCAGUGGUUAAACUCCAGGGCUUGUAACCAGGAGGACACUGGUUCAAAUCCCAGCUCUGUCACUGACUGACUCACUGUCAAUAGAAUGUGUUUUGCCUAGGUCCUGAGUAUUUCAACCGGGCAGCAGUGUGGAGUAGUGGUUAGGGCUCUGGACUCUUGACCGGAGGGUCGUGGGUUCAAUCCCAGGUGGGGGACACUGCUGCUGUACCCUUGAGCAAGGUACGUUACCUAGAUUGCUCCAGUAAAAACCCAACUGUAUAAAUGGGGAAUUGUAUGUAAAAAUAAUGUGAUAUCUUGUAACAAUUGUAAGUCACCCUGGAUAAGGGCGUCUGCUAAGAAAUAAAUAAUAAUAAUAGAAUUUUUUAUUACUUGUUAAUAAAAUGUUUUUUUUUUAUCUGACCAAUCGUAUUAGAAUAAAAGAACAUGGCUUUCACAUAUAUUUGAGCAUAUUUUACACAAUAUAUUAUAUAUAUUGUUCAUAAGAUGUAUUUGUAAGUGAGAUAAACACCUUUUAAAAUAAAGGGCGUCCUGUGGUGUUCUUGUAAAGAUGUGUAUCAGUAACCAGCCCUCGUGUUAGCCUUGGGCUCCGAGCUGCAGAACAAGGUCAGCUGCUUCACUAUUGAAAACAUCCGACUCUAUUACAAACUGUGU